Messenger RNA from Sitophilus oryzae (rice weevil), 892 nucleotides. Its product is annotated as neutral alpha-glucosidase AB-like. Bases 19 to 822 code for a protein of 267 amino acids. Gene Ontology annotation, biological process: N-glycan processing. The record is from RefSeq and is a predicted model, not a curated record. The transcript is spliced from 4 exons. Lineage: Eukaryota; Metazoa; Arthropoda; Insecta; Coleoptera; Curculionidae. Gene Ontology annotation, molecular function: alpha-glucosidase activity.
UAAUACUUAGGUGAUUAUAUGAUUGGAUUACCAGUUUGUGGUGAUGGAAAUUCAUACAAUAAAGAACUUCAUGAAACGCUUUGUCUCAGAUGGUACAUAGCAGCAGCGUCCAUGCCUUAUUUCCGCAUAUCUUCAGACGAUCCAUAUCGCGAUCCGAAUAGCUUAAAUACGCUGUAUACAACAAAUGCCGUCACAACGACCAUAUCAAGGAGAAAAUUAUUUCAAGAGUAUUUUUACACGAUACUCAGUAAAAAGGAACCACUUAUACGUCCAAUGUAUUACGAUUAUUAUAGUAAUAAUGCUACAUAUUCAUUAGAAAGUCAAUAUGCUAUUGGUACAGAUGUUAUAGUUGCUCAACCUCUGACAUCGGGUAAAUCAAAGCUUCAAGUAUAUCUGCCCGAAAAGAGAAAGAUAUGGUAUGAAUUAUGGGGAGGUGCUAUGUUUACUCCGGCGAAAAAAGAUAAUUAUUAUGUUACUAUUGAUAUUAUCGAAACGGAUUGGAUUGCAUUUGUAGCUCAAGGAUCUAUAGUUGCCCUCACUGAUUCUAAUAAAGUUAACUUAUACAUAGCAUUGGACUGCACUAAAGAAUGCACCGCAAAUGGCGAAUUAUACAAGGAUGAUGUGUAUAUUUCGUUCACCGCCACUAAUACAACUGUCACAGUGAAUAAUUUGCCCAACAGUUGCCAAUAUACUCUUGGAUAUCUAAAAUAUUACGGAUAUAAUACAACCUCUGGAUAUGCAGGAAGAUACGAAAAUAAUGAAAAUUUAUGCCCAGGAGGAGGAAGUUCUACAACGAUAACUUAUAUUACUGAUUCUAAAUAGGAUAAAGCAUAAUUAAGUAAAUGUGUUUAUGUAUUUUUUAUUCAAUAAAAAUAUAAAUUAUUUUUUUAAA